Molecule: messenger RNA, 1563 nt
Organism: Closterium sp. Naga37s-1
Lineage: Eukaryota; Viridiplantae; Streptophyta; Zygnematophyceae; Desmidiales; Closteriaceae
Source: the annotation of a GenBank genome assembly
AUGAGCCGGAUAUGCCAUGCUCUUGAGGCGCCUAAAAAGGAAAGGACCAGCCAGCUCGUGGCCCGCCUUCCUCUAUGGCUCGCUGCGUCCUCCCUCCCUCUCUCUGAGCCGCCUAUGAGCUGGCUAUCUAUCCACGCUCGCCAUAACGCCGCUCAUGGCUCUUCUUGUGCUGCGCCUGCCGCUGCUGCCGCGGGAGCUACCUACAGGUGUGCAGUGCGGUUCGGUCCGGUCUUGCGCUCUUCUGCUGCAUGCCUGCGACCAUCACAGCAGGCAUCUCUCUUGCACGGAUGCCUCUACUCCUGUCAAGACUCGUUCCAGCCAGUGGAGGCGUGUCAGUACCAGCAGGGCCGUUCUGUUGCCACGUGGGCUGAUCAGCGCAAGCAGCAGCUCUCAAUGGCCAACAACGCCAUGCUCUCAUUCGUACCGUGGAUGCAAGUCAGUUCCGCCCGGGCGGCGAUUCUUCGUCUCGACAUGACACAACUGCUACCCAUUGCUGCUGCUGGCAUAACCGUCCAUCUGUCCUUCCUGGCGCUCAACAUGGGAGUGAUGGCGGCCCUGAGGCGAAUCACCCCUCCCCUUCCCCUUCAAGAGGCCAACGCUGUUGAUAGAGCUGUCAUCAUCCUCUCCAGCCAGAAAACCCUUCCAGUGGCUGCAACAGUGGUGGAGAAGAUUGGAACGCUUAUGGGCGAGCCAGCAUUGGUCCUGCUGCCAUGCAUCCUCACCCAUUUCCUCCAGGCGGCGGAGAUUGUCGCGGCGCGCGUGUACCAGGCGUACAAGAACGACCCCGCUGUCCCCGCGCCGCUGCUGCGCCUGCACUUCCACGACUGCUUCGUCCAGGGCUGUGACGCGUCGGUGCUGCUCGAUUCGACGGAGGACAACAAGGCGGAGAAGGACGCGGAUCCCAACGCCACUCUCGGUGCGUUCGAUGUGGUCGACGACAUCAAGGACCACCUCGAGUCGGAAUGCCCUGGCGUCGUGUCUUGCGCCGACAUUCUCGCUCUCGCCGCUCGCGAAGGCAUUCAUCUGGCCGGCGGUCCUUUCACGGAGGUGCCUCUGGGCCGUCGCGACGGGCUGACGUCAUUCGCGCUCGCGGCGGAGACUUUCCUCCCGGGCUCCACGCUCAACGUCUCUGGCCUCGUCCAUAACUUCAACACAGUCGGCCUCGAUAUGACCGACGUUGUGACUCUUAGCGGAGCUCACACUAUCGGGGAGGGCCGCUGCGUGAGCCUGAAGAACCGCCUGGAGCAGGACGACCCCACGAUGGACCCGGAAUUCGCGGCGUACGUGAAGCAGAAGUGCGGCACGAGCAACAUCGACCCCAAGGCGAUGAUUGACAACGACUAUGCUUCGCCAAACAAAUUUGACAACCAGGGCCUGUUCACCACCGACCAGGCUCUCAUUUACGACGACAAGACGGAGCGCGCAGUGAAGGCCUUCGCGCACGCCAAGAGCACGUGGUUCGACGCGUUCCCCAAGUCGCUCAUGAAAAUGGGCGUCAUUUCGCCGCUCACCGGCACGCAGGGCGAGGUCCGCCUCAACUGCCACGUGCGCAACACCUACUAG